AUAGCGCCCUCGCGUGGAGGUGUGCAGCACAGCCACUACUGGUGGAGUAAAAACAAGCUAAUAGAGGAGGACAAGGAAGGAACUGAGUGGAUCAUCAACCACAGGACAAUCUGACAUCGGGUGUUUUAUGUGUAAUGAAACCAAACUGUAGAAGUAUAAAUGUCAGCUGCUCCUUCCUGAGCCUCAUCUUCAGCAACCCCACUAGGACCAGGACGAGGACCUGUACCUGUAGGUGUGAAGGCUUACUGACAGCUGCAGUGGAGGGGGUCAGGAUCAACUCAGGAACAUGGCGUCACCUUUCGUGCCUGUCCCGGUUCCCAUGGACAGAACCUCAUCAGCUGGAGGCAGCAAGCCGAGGCGGCCACCGCGAGCUGCAUCUCUGGGAAGCGUCUCCAGCAGCUCGGACUCCUCGUCUCCCAUUGCCAGGGUGACUGAGGAGGGAUGCAACAGAGGGGUGGGUUCUCAGCAUAAAUCCCGCUGCAUGGACAGAACUAACCGCAGCCGGACACCACCGCCCUUACAGAACCCUGUGACGCCAGCCCGGAUGAAUGGGACCCCGAAGCCCUCUGUAGAGGUCUGCAGCUGCCCCCGAUCCACGUCAGACCCUGCAGGGAGCCAGCAGGUGGAGGACAGGCCUAUCACACCCACCGUGCUGGGCUACGAAGUCAUGGAGGAGAGGGCCAAGUUCACGGUUUAUAAGAUCCUGGUGAGGAAGACUCCGGAUGAGAGCUGGGUUGUUUUCAGACGAUACACAGACUUCUCCAGACUCAAUGACAAGUUAAAGGAAGCGUUUCCUGGUUUCCGCCUGUCGCUGCCUCCUAAGAGAUGGUUUAAAGACAACUACGACAGUGACUUCCUGGAGGACCGACAGCUGGGACUGCAGGCCUUCCUUCAGAACCUGGUGGCUCACAAGGACGUGGCUCACUGUCUGGCAGUGAGGGAGUUUCUGUGUCUCGAUGACCCACCUGGACCAUUUGAUAGUCUGGAAGAGAGCCGGGCGUUCUGUGAAACCCUGGAGGAGAGUAACUACCGUCUGCAGAAGGAGCUGCUGGAGAAACAGAAGGAGAUCACCUUCCUGAAGAGGAAGCUGGAGGAGAGAGAGGCGGCUGUCCUGCUGCUGGAGAAACAUCUCAAUGGUCAGUGCGUGAGCCCUGAGUCUCCGUGUGGUCUGGUGGCUCAGGGCAGCGACAGCAGUGCAGAAGCUGAUGUGGAGUCAUCUGCUGCAGAGGCUGACCAGGCCACGCCGGACGAUGCUGGAGGUCGAUGUGACGUCCAGCUGGUCCGAUCAUCCGCCUGCUGGUGCCGACCAUCGCUCAGCACGUCUCCUCCGGUCAUCCAGGUCACCCAGCUGUCCCACCAGAAACCCCAACAAUGAUCUUCCUCUUUCCUCUUCCUCCUCUUCUCCAUAUUUUUCCUCUCAUCUCCUGGAUUAUUGUGGCUGGCCCACCUCGUGGUCAUAUCAUGUGACACCUUCAGAACCUCCUGCUGGAUCAGAUGGAUUCUGACAUCAGAAAGACUCAUGUUAGUUUCUUGACCCAGAAAAAAAACUUCUGGUUCAGCCUGGUUGUUCCAGCACUGUGACAGUCUCCAGGAAUGAUCCAUAAGGUUCCGAAUUAGAACCGGUAGCCCAGUGAUAGUUCUGUUCAUGCUUUCCUUCACAACGACAUUCCUUUAUGUUUUAGUGCCAAGUGGAAUUCCCACGUCCAGAACCGGAACCGCCAUGGCCGAUUUGAACACAGAUCGUUUCAUCCUCAUCCUCCACCAGAGACAAAUAACCAGAGACAAGUUUGGACCUGAACCAGAACCAGUUUCCUCCAGGUCUCCCUUUGACAUGCAGAGACCAGGUUCUGGUUUGUUCCCACAUAAAUCCAAGAGGCCAGUCUGCUCUUCUACUAGAUUCAGGAUGAUGAUGAUGAUGAUGACGAUGAUGAUGUCAUCAUUAAGCUGGAUUUUAAAUUCCGUUUGGGAAUCUCCACAGAGACGUCCACAGCUGACCGAACGGUGAUCAUGUGAUGAUGUCACCAUGUGAACUAGUUUCAGGGUCCAUAUGAAUCUUGGACCUGGAUUUGCAGGGGAACCUGCAUCGGUCUACGAGGUGAGACGGAAUUCUAGGAAUGUGGAGUCGGAUCAGCUUAUUAUUUUAUCCUGAUUUCACCCUGGUGCUGAUUUACUGGAGGAAACCCAAAGCCAUUUUACCACAUCAUCUUUACUUGAAUUAAACCAAGACUGUUUCAGGACUCAUCAGGACCGAUGGUGGUUAGACGAUUAAAAAUAAUCCUAUAUGAGCCAAAUUGAGCUUGAACUGAGACUGGCCGUGGUUCUGGUUCUGACCCAGGUGUGGUUCUGGUUCUGUGGUGAUGAGUUGCUGAGGGGUACUGUUCAGACACAACCCGGACUGGGUGAUAAAAUGCACUUUAUAAAUGAUGUUUGCUGGGGUUGUUUUUAUAAAACAUUUUUGAUCAGAGUCUCUGGUUUUGUUGGGGUUCACGUGUGGUUCUAGUGGGGUUAUAGUAGGGUUCUGGUGGGGUUCUGGUAGGUUUCAGGUGUGGUUCUGGUGUGGUUCUGGUGUGUGCGUAGCCUCCAUCAUAACGAAGUGCCUUGCAGACUUCUCUGUUAGAAUCUUUGUAGAUUCAGUUGAACUUUGCGUUGCUGAGAAACGAGUGAAGAUUCUUUCUUUUAUUACACAAAGUCUUAGAACAGAUAAACACCUGUCGUUGCUCUAUACAAACAAACAUGUAAACAAUGUCUGGUUUCACAAUAAAUAAUUCUAAAUA
Melanotaenia boesemani (Boeseman's rainbowfish) is the source of this 2774-nucleotide messenger RNA. RefSeq names its product sorting nexin 16 (gene snx16). Bases 287 to 1375 code for a protein of 362 amino acids. The transcript has 8 exons. The record is from RefSeq and is a predicted model, not a curated record. Gene Ontology annotation, cellular component: early endosome; late endosome; extrinsic component of endosome membrane. Gene Ontology annotation, biological process: early endosome to late endosome transport; protein targeting to lysosome; endosome to lysosome transport. Lineage: Eukaryota; Metazoa; Chordata; Actinopteri; Atheriniformes; Melanotaeniidae. Gene Ontology annotation, molecular function: phosphatidylinositol binding.